CUGUCCGAGUCCCAAAUCAGUUUGAAACUUGUACGUCGACAGUCGUGUCAAUAAAAUCAUAUAUAAUUCUAGCAAAUAUCUUUACAAUUGCUUCUGUGGCUACACAAGUUUUCAUCAUCUGCAGAUAAGGUAUUUCAUUUUUAUGUGAAACUUAUUUCCAAAAUUCUGAAGAAAUCUCAAAGUGCCAAAGUUCCCCAAACGUUUUUACUGAAAUGGUCCCAAUCAAAUGUAUCCUCACCAUUCUUUUGCUGGCCGUUUGCUGUCAGUGCCAAUCAUUCGGUGCUUCUUCUUCCUCUUGCGCGAAACUAAAAAUCUCGCUGGACACGUUCAGUUCUAUGAAGUACGGCAAUUUUCUCAUUGACAUUUAUGAACACGUCGAUAAUAAUCAAAAAUCAUCCGACAGCCAGAAAAAAUAUUUCUACUCCCCUAUUGCGUUAUUGGACCACUCAAGUGCCGUUAGCAUUUACAACAGAUUCACGAAACAGCCAGAGAUGAGCUUCCGCAUUAAAAUGUGGAACGACAAAGUUGAAAAUGAAGUUGUGAAACAUUUAAACGAAAUCUUCGGCCAUGAAAUCAAAUCAAAUCAAGUGAGAGUCCUCCCCUUGGAGAAAGUCUUUCUCACGAGUGAAAUAUCCACAGAAGAUUAUUUUCUAUCUCCAGUGUGGAAGAAUUACGACAAGGGCAAAACCAUUUGGUUUUCUCUGUCCUGUUACGACCAGAAAAUCUGCGACGAACUGGCCAAUGAAAUGCGGUCCAAUCCCAAACAUUUAAACAAUUUCAAACUCCUGUACAGUUUGUCAUCGCAGACGUCACAAACAAAACAGACGACCAUCCGCAUCGAUAGCCUCACUUCCGGUCAAUUGGUCUCUAAUCUUUUACAAAAAUUUGGAGACAAAACUGAAAUUUUUCUGACGGCCAACGACGAAAAGAAAAUGUUGACGGAAACGGCCACCAACAUCCGAAUGGACACAUUUGACGACUCUGAGGUCGGGUCGCCUGAUACUGAACUUCAAAUUUCAAAUAUUUUAAAGGAUCUGCUGGUCACGUCCAGGACGACCAUAAGAGAACAAAGUGACAAAAUGUGGGACUCUGUUUUCUGGAAUGACGACAAUUACCGUCCGGACAAGACGACGAAAAUUUUAAAUGAAAUCCUCAACAAAAUGGACAUGGAAACUCAAAAGAUAUUGGCGGACAUGUUUCAAAAAGUGGAGAAGCAGUCGGUAAUAUUAGGAAAAUUAACUUCGAAUAGUAAAGAGAAAAGGCGAGAAGAACAGCAUCGCGAUUUUAAUGAAAAAUGUAAACUUGCAAAAAACUACUCGGAUGAAGAAAAUAAAAAUUUUGAGAAUAAAGAAAAAAUCCAACACAAUUACGACUCGAACAGUUGGGAUGACGUGGACAGAAUCAGUUCAAUCAUUUCAGAGAAAAUGGCAAACGAAUCUGGUGGUUCGAGCCAGGUCAAAAUUACGAAAGAUGUUGAAAUGUUAUUACAGGAAAGUAGAGACAACGUCCAAUGGGACGAAGAGAAAUUCGUGCCCAAGCCGAUGCAACUGAGUAAAAUCAAUUUGGCCAAAUUUCGCGAAUCUCAAUCGUUUCAGGAUCGUAACAUUCGUCUCCGUUACACGACCGCCGAACUGUCUGCGCCAAUCAAAAUUAUGGAACACGCAGAAUUGACUGUCGUUAACGAAUGGAACAAUUUAAAGGAGGAACUCAAAGCCACUACUGAGCUCUUAAGCAGAACUGUGAACAAUUUGAAUAUAACGAAUACCGAACUAAGAAACGCGAAGAGCGAUUUAACUAAUGAAUUAGAAGGGACUAGACAAGAGUUGGAGAAAACCCAAAACGACUUGGAGGAAACCAGGACUUAUGUCAAUAAUCUAUCGAUAAAGUUAAAUGAGACCAAGCAGGAGUUGGUGAAAACGAGAGCAGAUUUUCUCAUAACCGUCGAUGAUUUAUCUGCAAAAUUAAACGCGACUAAAAAAGAAUUGGCGGAAACGAAAAUCACGGCCGGGAUUUUGUCAGCUGAACUCAAAACGAGUUCGUAUCGAUUAAGUCAAGAAUCAAAAGUUGCUGAAGAAAAUCUGAAAAAAGAUCUAAGAGCAACUUUAAUUGACGUGGAAACUGCAAAAACAAAUUUGGCCUCAACGAGAACAGAAUUGAACAGCACAAAGUCCGCCGUUGCGGAUUUGACAACCAAAUUAAACGCCCGAACGAGUGAAAUAGUUGACAUUGGUCAAAUGCCAACAUCGUGUGCGGAUCUACAACGAACGGGACAUAAACUGAGCGGAUUCUUUUCCGUAAAAGGAUCAAAGAAGAUGGAAACGCUUUACUGCAACUUUUUUUCCAAUCAAAAUGACAAACAGAAAUGGAUCGGAUACGCCGACAUUAAAUCAGCGCCCGUCAAUUUCUACGUCCAGAGAAAUUCUGAUUUUAACAAAACAUCAACUCCGAUUCCGUUCGAUUUGGCGCGGGUGAACGAGGGAAACGCCAUGGAUUUGCGGUCGGGGAAAUUCACGGCACCGCGACCGGGAAUUUAUUUUUUCUCUUUCACGGGACUGGCGUAUCUUAAAUCUUCAUCUUCUUAUGCUUGGUUUUAUUCUUAUCUUUUUUUGAACGGGAAUCGAAUCGGGUCGAGUUAUGUUCAAGAGAAUAACGGCCCCGUUAGUCAAAUAAUUCCGAUGUCCCUCCAGUCGACGCUGAACUUGAAAAAAGGCGAUCAACUCUGGGUGCAGAUUUCUUAUUCUGCUGGUUCAGACUCGUAUUUGGUUGACUACCCUGGUUUACACCACACCCAUUUCACGGGUUUCAUGUUGGAGGAGGAAAUUGUGGCGUCCCUUUGAGGUUCAACUUCAUCGGCGACGUUUUUGUUUCAUGACGACACGAAAUUUUUGGGAGGAAAGGAAUUUUAAAAGGGGGAGGGGAGAGAGAAAAUUCAUUUGAUUUUUAUUCAUUAAGGAGGAAGAUUUUCUUUACCCAAAUUAAACUGUGGAUGUAAUUACACUUACUGAAUGAAUACACUAACCAAGUUUCAA
Daphnia pulicaria is the source of this 3029-nucleotide messenger RNA. RefSeq names its product interaptin-like. Lineage: Eukaryota; Metazoa; Arthropoda; Branchiopoda; Diplostraca; Daphniidae. The transcript is spliced from 9 exons. The coding region runs from base 213 to 2837 and encodes 874 amino acids. Gene Ontology annotation, molecular function: protein binding. The record is from RefSeq and is a predicted model, not a curated record.